Messenger RNA from Chlamydomonas reinhardtii, 2200 nucleotides. RefSeq lists its product as uncharacterized. The transcript has 6 exons. NCBI's taxonomy places the organism in Eukaryota, Viridiplantae, Chlorophyta, Chlorophyceae, Chlamydomonadales, Chlamydomonadaceae. The record is from RefSeq and is a predicted model, not a curated record. The coding region runs from base 293 to 1669 and encodes 458 amino acids.
UACCUUUCGCUGUUGCUCCCUAGCACAAGCAGUAAUAGUUGCAGCCGAGCUCGAGCUGGACAGUUGAGGAAUAGUCUCACCAGUCAGCGCAAUUAACAUCUGUCAACUUAAAUGAUUGUAUAAAUAUCACAUAGAGGCAAACAAACGAGUUGGCCCAACAAGCGACAGACCCAGUUGCCGGUACCAAGCAUAGUUGUCCAGACCUGUGAAUUAUUAACUUCACUGAUACCUGAUACAAUGAAAAGCUGAAACCCGCGCUGGUCGGUGACGAACAGCCUGUUGCGCCACGGCGAUGGAGCUCCACGUUCGCUGCUCUCGUGCACGCGCGCUCUGGCGCUUGUCGAUUGCUCUGUUAGCAGCUUCUUUGUAUGGCGCGGCGGGAGCUCACGCGGCAACGUCGCGCGCGUCCAACAGCCGCUCCAGCGUGUCGAACCCGCAGCCCAAGCUGACCGACGAUGACUUCGUCGUCGCCAUCUCCACCGCCUCCAGCCGGCUGGUGCUCGCGCAAGGCACCCGCGCCUGGCGUGAGGGAAUGCGAACACUUAUCAUGACUAGCAACGAGACAGAGGUGCCGCACCUGAACAAGGUGUAUGCCAAGUACCAGGAGCGCUAUGAGUACUUUCCGGAUGAGAAUGAACCCGACCCAAAGAAGUGGCACGCCAAGUUUCCCGGCGACUUCAGAGCUGCGGUAGCACCCUUCGCAGCUCAUCGCCACUAUGGUGAUGGCUACAAAUGGAUGCUGUACGGCGACGAUGACACCGUAUUCUUCUUGCCCGGCGUGCGCAGGAUGUUGGCCCAGUUUGACCCGGAGCUGCCUCUGGCGCUGUCCGACAACCUGUGGCACGACUCGCGCCACCCGCGCCUGGAGGCCUUCAGGUGCCUGCCAUGCGGCUUCGACACCAGCAAGCUACCGGCGGCGCAGCUGCGCACCAACAACAGCUAUGUGCCGCGGGCCGCCUGCCCGCACUGCACGCGCGAGCAGGCCUGCCCGCCCGGCCGGCCCGACUGCGCCAUCACCGGCGCACACGGCGGCGCCGGCAUGAUCUUCAGCGUGGGGCUGUUGCGGCAGGCGGCGCUGUCGUACGACAAUGCUCUGGCCUGCAUGCGCAGUAUAUUCGGCUGCAGCGGCGGCGACGGGCUGGUGUCGCAGUGCCUGUGGCGCGCCGGCUACGGCUUCACCGACCCGGGCCACUCGCUGCUGCACGAGGAGCCGUACAGGCACGUGCUGUUCGACAACAUGGACGGCCGCUGGUUCCUCAAGGACCCCAUCGGCCAACUGGUGGUGGGCAACUGCGACGAGCAGUGCCAGAAGGGGCUGAAGCACGCGGUCAGCUACCACGUGCGGGGCAAGUCCUACCCGUCCUUCCCCAAGGCCGCCGCCUUCAUGUACGGCGUCGUGGAGGCCCACGGGGCGGCCCUGGACUUCAUUGACCUGUCGGCCGACACGGCGGGGCGGGCGGGGCGGCACGUGGGGCACCGCGUGCUGCCGGCCCGGCACGCCGCCGACCCGCACACGCAGCAGAUACAGGCGGAGCUGGCGGGCGCGGGCGUGAGCGGGCCAGCAGCACGCAAGGUGGAGGAUGCAGGGGAGGACAAGGGGGCGGAGAAGAAGGGCAAGGCGGGAGAGGAGGAGAAGCGGCUGCGGAAGAAGCAACAGCGCCAUCACUAGACACUAGCUCCUUCGCGUCUGAUGUGGUUAGGGUUGGACGCUGUGCGGCUGCUUGCUUGGAGCGUGCAGAUGUGUGGGGCCUUGUGACAAUGUGGCCCAUCCAGGGGAGGCCCUGGUGUCCCCUGGUGUGGCCACGGGCCCUAUGUUAGUGUACCAGAGUAGAACUCGUGCAUGCGCUUAGUUCUGCUCAUUGAUAGAGCCUGCAGUGACCGUUCAGGGCAACCAGCUUAGGCACAUAGCAUUGACCAUGUGCUUAAGUGAGGUUGUUUGGGAUGCAUUUACUCCUAUGGGCGCAUGCAGUGUCCCUCCGCCGAGCACGUUGUGAUCAGCGGGCAUGAAACGGCUCUGGCUGUGGCCCUGUUGGCCAAGGUCUGUUGAUAGGGCACGGGCGUUUGUUGCGCGCCCAUGCCCUGUGCUGCGAGCCUGCGAUGCAAACUCCCGCACGCACCGUGAAAGAGCACUCCGGAGUCCGGACAUUAUGACUGAUAACUGAUUACAUGAUUCACGGUUGACCUGUAAUCCGUAUGAAAA